Messenger RNA from Hypomesus transpacificus, 3737 nucleotides. RefSeq names its product MAM domain containing 4 (gene mamdc4). Bases 6 to 3656 code for a protein of 1216 amino acids. The transcript has 28 exons. Lineage: Eukaryota; Metazoa; Chordata; Actinopteri; Osmeriformes; Osmeridae. Gene Ontology annotation, cellular component: membrane. The record is from RefSeq and is a predicted model, not a curated record. Gene Ontology annotation, molecular function: protein binding.
GGGACAUGUGGCAUUCCUUCUCCACUUGUCUGAAGAGGUAUAAGGAGAUGGGCUUACUCCAUGGAGUCUUAACUCUGCUUCUGCUGAUGACCCUACACUGGGCUACUGGCUCUCAGAGAGACCCAUGCCAGUCUCCAGAGGUGCAGUGUGACUUUGUGUGUGACUGCAAUGACUGCAACGAUGAACUAGACUGUGGCUAUAGGGGGAGGGAGUUUGUGUGUGACUUUGAGGAGCCAGCGAGCUGUGGGUGGAAGGACCAGUCCCUGGAGGCAGGGUACUCCUGGGAGAGAAGACAGAGGGGGGAUGCACUUCCAGACAGCGGACCCUCCUCUGACUUUACGACCGGGACGGCCUCAGGCUGGUUCAUGGGCGUGACGUCGGUGCAGGCAGGUUCUCCUGCCACAGCUGUGCUGGUGUCUCCCGCGAUGAGGCAGUCCUCCCCCACAUGUCGCCUUCAUCUCAGAUACUUCCUGUGGGACUCAGGCCACACAGGGCUGGGCGCCGCUCCACUGUGGGCCUCCCUGUGGCGAGAGGAGGUGGGGCAGGAGGCCGUGGUGUGGCGUCCCGACGGGACCAGCGUGCGUGGCUGGAGGGAGGCCACCGUCUUCCUGGGCCGCGUCCCCUCCACCUUCCGGAUCCGCUUCCACUCCCGUCGCUACGAGGGUCGCCGUGGAGACGUGGCCGUGGACCAGCUGGAGUUCCUGGAUUGCGCGAUGCCACAGCCCCCCCAGGAGGAGUCCUGUGCAGCAGGGAUGCUGCAGUGUAAGAACCUGGGCUGUGUGGCGCAGCGUCAGGUGUGUGACGGCACCGACGACUGCGGGGACAGAACUGACGAGGAGAACUGUGGUGGGUACUGGAGCUGUGACUUUGAGGAGGACGUUUGUGACUGGGACCUGAGGUCUUUGUCCCCUCUCAGAUGGAAAAGGACCAAUCAAAUGAACAUCUCCCUGUCUGACCCUCGUCAGGGCCCUGGGAGAGACCACUCCCACAACACUGCUUCAGGUCACUUCCUGUACGUCACCGCGCCUGAGACGGCGCUCAAAGCUGAUUGGGCCGCCUUUCAAACCCCGUUCCUGGAUCCGACCAAUAGCACACAUCCGUGUAAGGUGGUGAUGUACACCCACCAGUUUGGGCCCCGGGCCGGGGGUCUGUCUGUGCUGGUGGCUGACCGGGAGAUCCACCCGGUGUGGGAGAGAGGGGGCGCGCUGGGGGACCUGUGGGUGAAAGGAGAGCUGGAAGUCGUCACCAAUAUGACCUUCAAGAUUCUCUUUGUUGCUGCCAUCAGGGACAAGGAAUAUGGAGGGAUCGCCGUGGACAGCAUCACCAUGUCCCCAGAAUGUCAAAUCUCUAAAGGAAAUAACACAGCAGUAAGGUUUCCCAAACCACCCCCACAUCCCUGCACGGAGAGUGACCAGAUCUGUGACUUUCAUGUUGACUGUCCAGAGGCACAGGAUGAGGCCAAGUGUGGUGAUUUCUCCUAUGAGGGGGGUAGUUCUGGCUGGACUGACAGCAGCAUUGGUGGACAGGGCUGGCAGCUGAAGAUGUACAAUGCUACCACCAAAGAGCAGUAUCUGUGUGUGGCCCAGGCCCCGGGGCAACAGCUGAGUGAAGCCCAGACAAGGACUCCUCUCCUGGGGCCCUCGGGGCCUGCCUGCACCCUCAGCUUCUCCUUCUCCCUCACCGGGCCGCCCGUACACAUAGGUGAGCUGUCAGUCAGGGUGAUUGACAGCCUGCUGGGGGAGGGGCCCAGGCUGUGGGAGUAUGCUGGGAAGACGGGGUCGUCGGAGGAGGGGGCGUGGCUGAAGGAGGAGAUACACCUGGGGGUCUGGGAUCACCGCUUCCAGUUGGAGUUCCUGGCCCGUUCGAAGGUGCUCGGCCCGGACGUUCAGAUAGCUGUGAAAGAUGUCCGCUUUGUCAACUGUCACCCUGACUACUUCCAGUCUUCAUCCACGGAGCUGUCUUGUAAUUUUGAGGAGGGACUGUGCAACUGGUACCAGGAUCACGCUGACAACUUUGACUGGACGGUUCAGUCAGGGAUGGAUCACUCUACUGGCAUUGGUAAAAGCUUGGUGGUAGAUAUGUGGAGUCCCUCUCUACGAGGUUUGUCUGGUCGGCUGGUUUCUUUCCCUCAGCCACCAACCUCCCAAGAACACUGCCUUUACUUCUACUACAGACUCUAUGGACCGGACACAGGUGAGCUGAAGGUGAAGCUACACGAUCCUAACGGCUACGAGGUUCUGCUGUGGAGCAGGGGCGGUCCCCAUGGUAACGUGUGGCACGAGGGUCACUGCCCAGUUGCCCAGCAACUAACUUCCUUCCAGCUGGUGUUCGAGGCGGUGCGCUCAGGAUUCGACGGGGAGGUGGCGUUAGACGAUGUGGCGCUUUACAAGCGUCCGUGCUCCGUGCCCAGGGCCUGCUCCUUCGAGGGCCAGGCGUGCGGCUUCACUUCCGGCUACGGCCCCGCCCGCUGGCGCCUCCAGAACGGCUUCUCCACCAGCACCGGGCCCAGAACAGACCACACGCUGGAGACACAGAUGGGGUACUACAUGAUGCUAGACAGUGAUAAAGAGGUCCUCCCACAAGGGGCUGUGUCCACCCUCACCUCCCCCCUGAGCUGGGCCAGCUACAACCCCAAGUGUGUCAACUUCUGGUAUCACAUGGGAGGAAAGAACCCAGGGUCGUUCUCCGUGUACGUGAAGCCAGAGAAGGGAGAGAGAGUGAAGAUCUUUUCCAACAGCGUGAGCCGGGGAGGCGUCUGGCGUCACGGCAACGGCAGCAUCAGCGUCAGCGCUUCUGACUGGCAGCUGGAGUUCGAGGUGGAGGGAGCAGGAGGAACACACAGCUACGUGGCCCUGGAUGACGUCAUCCUGUCGAACCACCCCUGCCACUCACCAGGUGAGGAUUGUGACCUGGAGCGAGGUCUGUGUGGCUGGACCAACACCCAGAACACCACACUGGACAAGCUGGACUGGGAGCUCACCAGUGCUGAGGCAGAGUCCCACUACCCCACCCCGCCCUGGGACCACACGCUGGGGAAUGAGAGAGGCCACUUCCUGUUUCUUCCCAGCAGCAGCAGGGACACAGCCAAUCACAACGCUCAGCUGCUGAGUCCACACCUGCCCUCCACCAAAGGCACCUGCCUGCGCUUCUGGGCUCACAAGCCCUCCUCCGGUGACAGUUAUCUGAAGGUGUUGAGGUGGUCUGGGGUCCAGUCACAGCAGCUGCUGGAGGUCAGGGAAGUGACCUCUGUGUGGAAACGCUUCGACAUCAACAUUACCUCUGCUGAGGAGUACCAGAUUGUGUUUGAGGGAUUCAAAGGCACAUCAGGAGUGUUUGCUCUGGAUGACAUCCAGUACACCGUAGGAUUCAACUGUGCAGGCGCUGCCACCGACCCACUGCCCACACACCCACCAGACAAUGCAGGCGGCAUUGCGGCCUCCAUCAUCGUGCUCCUGCUGCUGGUCGCCACCCUGGCAGGGGUGUUGUGCUACUUCCUGCGUGAGAAGAAGAGGGCAGGAAGUGCUUCUCAAGCUUCCUGUUCUGACCAGGGCUUCAGCAAUGACUCGUAUGAUCAAAGUCUCACAGACCCAACAGGUGGGACCAGGGCCGGCUCCGGAAUAUUUUCAGUGGAGGAGAACAGGGAGGAGCAGCCGUGAAUUGGGGGGGGCAUCCAAUUAGAGUCAGAUGGCUGAGCAGUGAGGGAUUCGGGCUAGUAAAAAGUUGCCGGAUUGAUUCCC